Messenger RNA from Heterobilharzia americana, 1743 nucleotides. Lineage: Eukaryota; Metazoa; Platyhelminthes; Trematoda; Strigeidida; Schistosomatidae. The record is from the annotation of a GenBank genome assembly.
AUGGGACUGACUUGGCGUCUACGUUUAUCAUAUGCACUUGGACAUGUUUUAAAUGAUUUAUGCGCAUCAGUAUGGUUUACGUAUACUCUAGUAUUUUUUAAAUUUGGAAUCGGUAUACCAACAAGUAUGGCUGGUUUAAUUAUUCUCGUCGGUCAGUUGGUUGACGGUUUUGUAACACCCUUGAUCGGAUUAUUUUCGGAUAAAUUCUCAUCUCAAUCGUCUAUGCUAUCGUCAUCCUCACCAGUUGCACGCACUUGUACAGAUAACCUUUUACACAAUUCUCAUCAAUCUUUAGCAAAUCGUGGUCAGAAUGAUGCUUCAACGUAUCGUACUGGUGAUGAUACCGUUGCUACGAGUAUGCCAAGGUCAACGAAUUCAUCAUUUUCUCAACGAUGUCUAUACUGUAUAACAGCAUUUCAACCAUCUGGUCGUAAAAUAUGGCAUCUAGGUGGAAGUGUAUUGGUUAUUUUCUCAUUUCCUCUGAUAUUUGGUCCACCACUUGGCUCAUCUGACGUCAGUACAUUAGCUAAAAUGAUUUACUAUCUGCCAUUAGUGGCAAUAUUUCAAAGUGGAUGGGCUUCGGUACAGAUUACGCAUUUGGCGCUAAUGAAUGAAUUAUCCCUUGAAUCAAGUGAACGUACCUUAUUGACAUCUUUGCGUUAUCUAUCUACAGUUGUUAGUAAUCUUAUUGUUUAUCUUAGUACAUUCCUUCUUUUACAACAUGAGCAUUCUUACAAUAAUAAUAUUGAUAUCCACAGUGGCAGUAAAACUGUGAAAAAUAUAACUACCUACAUAUCACCAAGUGAAAACGUUGAUUAUUUAAUGUUACCUAUGGUGAUGACAGCUCAUCCAUUAUCGAAAUGCUCAAAUCUGACAUCACCUUCAAUUUCGUUCAUUGAUUUCAACAAGAAUGACAUAUCAGCUUUUCAAAAGCUCGGUUUUACUAUUACUGGCAUUGGUGGGUUGACAACCCUUUUGUUUCAUUUAGGCAUACGAAGAUCGGAUAUUGUGAACACUGUACGAACUACAACUUCCUUAAAUGAAGGAGAUGUUCCAGUUUAUGGAUCAAUUGAUAAUACGAGAUAUUCCACUAAUGUGAUUACUACAUGGAAAGAUUGGUUACGUUUACCAUUAUUUUGGAUUCUUGGUUUUUGUUACAUGUUUGUCAGACUGAUUGUCAAUGUAUCUCAAGCUUAUUUAACAGUCUACCUCUUGGAUUCACUGCUUUUACCUAAAGUUACCAUGGCAUUGGUUCCUUUGACUGUCUAUGUGACAAGUAUUGUCACCAUCAUUGUGCAAAAACCGAUACAAGAUCUUAUAAGUCGUGAAUUGAAUUCUGGAAUUGGACUUAUCUUCGUUACAAUAUUCUGCAUACUUGUCAGUUAUCCUGGUAGUCCAACCGUAUUAUAUCGUAUAUACAUUGCUGCCGGUAUAUUGGGAAUUGGUUGUACAACAAUCUUGAUCACAUCAUUAGCAAUGGUUUCUGAUUUGAUAGCUAAAAAUCAAAGACACGGUGCAUUCGUCUAUGGUUAUAUGUCGUUUACUGAUAAACUGGCUAAUGGAGUUGUCAUACAAAUUAUUGAAUUAUUAUGGAAUGAAUGCUCAUCUAUCAAUUAUUAUCAAAAUGUUGAAUCCUAUGGGAUUGGAGCAUUUGUUUUAUGCCAAUUAAUUUUUAUAUGUAUUUAUAGAUGGCAAAAAAAUAUAUAUGAUGCAAAUUUAAACACUGUUCAUGAACAUUUAUAG